AUGCAAUUCUUCAAGCUUCUUGCUCUCUUCGCUGCCGCGACUGCCGCCGCCCCUGCACCGGCCCCUGAACCUCAGGCAUGCCUCGCCGAAAUCAAGGAGAACGUCGCUGAGUCGGCCGCUGUCUACAAAAGAUGUGCCUACAACUGGAUUAGACGGGAUGGCGUCUCUACACGUCAGGCCUGUCUUACAGAGCUCGAAGAAUCUGCCGCCGAGGUCUCCGAGAAGUACAAGCGAUGCGCUUACAACUGGAUCAAGCGCGACGAGCUCGCCGUUCGGGCACCUUUCCCUCAGGCCUGUCUUACUCAGGUCAACGAAGCCAGCACAGAGGCUGAUGCCGUCUAUAAGAGAUGCGCUUACAACUGGAUCAAGCGGGAUGGACACAACCUUUCUGCCCGUCAGGCUUGUCUCACUGAGGUCGAUGAGGCUGUUGCCGACGGUUCUGAGAAAUACAAGCGCUGUGCCUACAACUGGAUCAAGUGA
Messenger RNA from Colletotrichum chrysophilum, 480 nucleotides. RefSeq lists its product as uncharacterized. Lineage: Eukaryota; Fungi; Ascomycota; Sordariomycetes; Glomerellales; Glomerellaceae. The coding region runs from base 1 to 480 and encodes 159 amino acids. The record is from RefSeq and is a predicted model, not a curated record. The transcript has a single exon.